Molecule: messenger RNA, 545 nt
Organism: Ctenocephalides felis (cat flea)
Lineage: Eukaryota; Metazoa; Arthropoda; Insecta; Siphonaptera; Pulicidae
Product: nucleolar complex protein 3 homolog
Exons: 3
Coding region: 63-545 (160 amino acids)
Biological process (GO): DNA replication initiation
Cellular component (GO): nucleolus
Molecular function (GO): chromatin binding
Source: RefSeq, a predicted model, not a curated record
UAUUAAAACUCUCCAAGCGUGAAAGAAAACGUAAUAAGAAGUUAGAAGAGCUGGAGAAGGAAAUGUUAGAAACAAAAGCUGAAGAGAAUAAGCAAGCAAAGCAAAAACAAAUGACGGAAAUAACCAAAGUGUUAUUUACUAUAUACUUUAGAAUUUUGAAGAGGGCCCCAAAUUCAAAAGUUUUGAGUGUGGCAUUAGAAGGAUUAUCAAAAUUUUCCCAUGUAAUAAAUCUGGAAUUAUACUCAGAUUUAGUUGAUGUAUUGAAUUCAUUAAUGCAACCAGGUGAUGAUGAUGAUGAUGAAAAAAGAGUGUUGAAUCACAGAGAUCAACUGAUGUGUGUGCAAACUGUAUUUUCUGUAUUGUCAGGGCAAGGAGAGUGUUUGAAUAUAGAUCCUUUGAGAUUUUAUACACAUUUGUACAGAAACUUAAUGCACAUUAAUGCAGGUCGAACAAAUAUUGAUUUAGAAACUGCUGUUAAGACAUUAUGUCAUGUUUUGAUUAGAAGACGAAAACAACUAUCCCAACAAAGACUCCUUGCAUUUUGA